Humulus lupulus (European hop) is the source of this 1279-nucleotide messenger RNA. RefSeq names its product peroxidase 57-like. Gene Ontology annotation, molecular function: heme binding; peroxidase activity. The coding region runs from base 60 to 1100 and encodes 346 amino acids. Gene Ontology annotation, biological process: response to oxidative stress; hydrogen peroxide catabolic process. The transcript has 2 exons. The record is from RefSeq and is a predicted model, not a curated record. Lineage: Eukaryota; Viridiplantae; Streptophyta; Magnoliopsida; Rosales; Cannabaceae.
AAAAAUAAUAAAACCCAACAAGAGACAUUAUUAUCUCUUCCCCUUAGUUGUUCGAAAUCAUGACGAAGAUGAUGAACAAUAAUAAAAGCACUACACAUUCUUCUCUACUCAUCCUUUUCAGCUUUCUUCUUCUUAGCCCUUGUGUUUUUGCUCAACUAACUCCUAAUUUCUACAAAGUGAGCUGCCCUAAUGCUGAGAAGAUUGUAAAACAAGUUGUCAAAGAAGAAUUCGCAAAAGACCCUACAAUUACUGCUGGCUUACUUCGUAUGCACUUCCACGACUGCUUUGUCAGAGGCUGUGAUGCAUCCAUCUUAAUCAACUCAACAUCGAACAAGCCCUCAGAAAAAACAGCAGGGCCAAAUCUGACCGUACGAGGGUACGAGCUCAUCGACGAGGCCAAGAGAAGGCUCGAAGCAGCAUGCCCUUCAAAAGUCUCAUGUGCAGACAUCAUAACCCUAGCCACUCGGGACUCAGUCAUCCUCGCCGGCGGACCAAACUACGCCGUUCCGACUGGCAGAAGGGACGGACUUGUCUCGAACCCUGACGAAGUCGACUUGCCCGGUCCAAGCCAAUCUGUCACCUCCGCCUCUGAAACUUUUAUAGCCAAAGGGAUGACCCUCAACGAAAUGGUGGUUCUUCUGGGCGCACACACAGUUGGAUUUGCUCAUUGCAACUUCUUCUCCAACCGGCUUUCGAAUUUUCAAGGCACAGGUCAACCCGAUCCCGCCAUGGAUCCUGUGUUGGUUACCAAGCUGAAAACAUUAUGCGCAGCUGGGAGUAAUCCAAAGGUGUUUCUGGAUCAAAACACUAGUAAUGUUUUCGAUAAUGAGUUCUACCGUCAGAUUCGUUUGAAGAGAGGGGUUCUGAAAAUUGAUCAGGAGCUUGCUUCGGAUGCUGCCUCCUCACGUUUAGUUUCCACUUUGGCUUCGAAUCCAGUCCAAUUCUCUCGGAGUUUCGGAAAUGCUAUGACCAAGAUGGGAAGAAUCGGAGCUCUUGUGGGAAAAGCUGGUGAGAUUAGGAAGAAUUGUGCAGCUUUUAACCCUCGUCCCAAGAUUUAUAUCAGUAGUAUUUUAGGCGAUGUCGAGAAAAUUACAGAGUAAGUUUUGAAGAAAUAUUACUACUACGUUGAUCUGUGUCUUCUCGAAGAUAUAUUUAGUAAGAGAAUCUCCUCCAGUAAGCUCCCAAAGGCGUGAUUCCUCUAAGAACUUAAGAUUGGUUUAGUAGUUUGUUUACUAUAUAUUUUAUGCAUAAUAAAGUGUGAUUGGAGCUAAAUUCUUAA